GUUUAGAGGCGAGCCAGCCUAAAAUGUCCUGUACACUAAUAAUCCUUCCCCAACUUGCAGUAGCAGACAAGAAGAACAAGUAUACUGCUUUACAGCCCACAAACCCAAUUAUACCAAAUUAUAUUUCCAAUUCUCACUCUUUUAGCUCAUCUUCAUCCUCUUCCUGUACAGUCACUUCAAAACUAGUUACUAUUUGUUAAAUUAACCAUCUUUUCCAAGUUCAGACAUCAAACUAUAAAAAGGGUAGUUCAAAAAACUGUAAAUAUUUGGUGGGUUUGUUUAGUGAGUGUCUUGUUUGGUGGAUGUUGUUAUUAUAAGAUGAGAGUGUUGUUGUCGGCGCGAGGUCUCUUUCUGUCGGCAUUGUCUGUAUUUUCGUUUAUUUAAUUCAAAAGCACAACAACACUUGAUUCAUUUUUGUACAUUCCCCUUCAUUCUUGUUCUCUUCUUCUUUGCAGCUGUAUCUUUUGUCUCCUUUGACAUUUGUAAUUUCAAGACUCGUUCUGGAUCAUUGCUGGGUUUUUCUUCAGGUUUUUUAGACUCUAGUUGUUUAGAAUUUUAAGACAAAGGGAUUUUUGGUUUUUGUUUUUUGUUUAAUGUGGGAAUGUGGAUGAGUUUUUAAAUCUGUUGGCUGUGGUAUUUGGAUGCUUACUUGAGACUGUCAUUGGCAAAUGAAUUUGAGGAUUCUGGAGGUUUGGCUGCAUUUUUUCUCUGGAAAUACAGGUUCGAUGUAUAUUACUUCAUAUACGAGUAAUACUUCACUUCGUAGUUGAAGUGCCUCUGCCUCCCAUACCAAAUGUCAAAGACUCUUGCAGCCGUAUUAGGUGGUGCUGCAGGAGUCGUGGCGUUGAUGGGAGUAAUUAUCUUUCUUAUAUGGUUCUGUAUAUAUCACAAGAAGAGUGUUUCGAGAACUUCGGAGACAGGGUCUUCAGAUCCUUCUAUCCAAGCAAGGGGAAGACAUGUUGGGGUUGAAUUUUCUUUACGAGAAGCCAGGCGUUUCGAGAUGGAUGAACUAUCUCAAGCCACAAAAUCUUUUUCUGAUAAAAACUUGAUUGGAGUUGGAAAAUUUGGGGAAGUCUACAAGGGUUUGCUUAAUGAUGGGAUUCUUGUCGCCAUCAAGAAGCGACCUGGUGUAUCUAGUCAGGAGUUUGUUGAUGAGGUGCGGUAUCUUUCACCUAUUCAGCAUCGGAAUCUUGUGACUCUUUUGGGCUACUGCCAGGAAAAUAGUCAGCAAUGUCUUGUCUACGAGUAUGUUCCUAGUGGAAGUGUUUCCAGUCACUUGUACGGACCCAGUCAAUUUUCGAAUGGGAAGCUAGAAUUCAAGCACAGACUGGCAAUAGCCCUUGGUGCAGCUAAAGGUUUGGCUCAUCUUCACUCUCUGAGUCCUCGUUUAGUGCACAAAAAUUUCAAAACAGCCAAUGUUCUUGUAGAUGAGAACUUUAUUGCCAAGGUUGCAGAUGCAGGACUUCGUAAUUUCUUGGGAAGAGUAGAUGUUGCAGGUCCAUCUUCACAAGUCACAGCAGAUGAGAUAUUUCUUGCACCAGAAGUGACAGAAUUCAGACGAUUUUCCGACAAAAGUGAUGCAUUCAGUUUUGGUGUUUUCCUUCUUGAGUUACUAAGCGGACGAGAAGCAACAGAUUCAUCAUCUUCAGACUCCAGCCAAAACCUGGUUGAAUGGGUUCAAAAUACGGAGGACUAUAGCGCCUUUUCUCGCAUUGUUGAUCAAAGGAUGGGGACCAGCUUCACAGCUGAAAGUAUGGAGGCGUUCAUACAAUUGAUAAUCCGAUGCCUGGAACCUUCGAGCGAAAGGCGACCUGCCAUGAGCUAUGUGGUGAUGGAACUUGAUCGGAUACUCGACAAAGAGAUGACCUUAACCACAGUCAUGGGUGAAGGAACUCCAAUUGUGACUCUUGGAAGUCAGUUAUUUAAAUCAUCAAAAUAAGAACACAAAUUAUUUGCCUCCAAAAUGUUAAAAGAGUGUGAGUUUUGUUUACUUAUAGUUGACUUUGAUUUUGUAUUUGUUCCUCUUAUCUGUUUAUUUGCCUCUUUUUUGAAAUGUUAGAGAAGAAAUUCAGCUGUUUGGUCUAAGUGUAUAAAAGAACAGCUGUGUUAUUUUUUCAUUUUUUCCCCCUUUGUCAAAAAUGUAUGCGAAUUCUUAUUGUAAUCGAUUGUUUGUUGUUAAUAUCAAGUGAAAGUUGAGAUUUGUGUA
This is a messenger RNA of Mercurialis annua (annual mercury), 2206 nucleotides long. Its product is annotated as probable serine/threonine-protein kinase PBL28. The transcript has 8 exons. Bases 794 to 1939 code for a protein of 381 amino acids. Gene Ontology annotation, biological process: protein phosphorylation. The record is from RefSeq and is a predicted model, not a curated record. Gene Ontology annotation, molecular function: protein kinase activity; ATP binding. NCBI's taxonomy places the organism in Eukaryota, Viridiplantae, Streptophyta, Magnoliopsida, Malpighiales, Euphorbiaceae.